AUGGCGUGUUUGGAACCGCCGAUUCUUCGGAGUGUAUCGGUUCGCUGUGUUGGAGACAGUUUCCAAGCAGCAGCAGGAGCCGCAUCCAGAUGGAGGGCACGAUGGCAUCCGUUCUUAGCUCCUCGAAGCGACUGCGCAAGUUUCUUUCAAAGAGAGGGGCUUCUCGAGCGGCUGCUCCCUCUCGCAGCAGCAGCGGCAGCACCACUUAAACCGGAUGCUGCAGAAGAACUUAGCGCAGCUGCAGAAACAACAGCUGCUGCUGCUGCUGCAAGUGUCGUUACAGCCCGGGAAGAGAAGGCUCUUGCAGCGGCAGCUGGAUAUUCUGUUGGUCGGUUUGCGGCAUUUGCUGCUGCUGCUGCUCCUGCAAUUGAAGCUACGGAGGCUGCCUUGCACCAAAUCCUCGAGGUGACUCCGAGGGGUGCUCAGCAGCAACGGCAACAGCAAGCGGAGGGGGCAUGCAGGGAAAAGCAGCAGCAAGGCAGGAGCCUACAGCACGAGAGGCAUGCCUUGGUCGCCUUGCAGAAGCAGCAGCAGUUCCCCGAUCUUCAUCUUCACCCCGACUUGACUGCAGCUGCCCUGACUGCAGCAGCCGUAGCAGCAAAUGCCGCGGCGCACAUUCCAGUAGAUACUCUUGGAGGCUUCGCGUAUUACUGCCGUCCGUCACUUUUUGUUCAAGAGGCUGUCAUUCUCUGCCGCCGACCUGUGCCGUCAUUACAACAGCAGCAAAAACAACCGCUAUCACAGCAGCAGCAAAAACAACCGUUAUCACAGCAGCAACAGCAGCAACAGCCGCAAAAACAAGCAGAUCUGCUGCAGCAGCAAGCAGAGGUCUUGCAGCUGCCGCUAGAAUGCCAAGAAGAAGCGGUUGCGCUGCUGCUGGAGGGAGAGGAGCAGAUUCUUGACUUGGGGGUAUGGAUGCUCAAUCAGAGGAAGCACCAUCAAAGCGAUCGCCAUCGAAAUGAUCACCGGCAGCAACAAGACGCGACACUGCCAGUGCUCCGCAGCAUCAGAGUUUGGGGGCAUGCAGAGGGCUUGGUUGGCGUUUCUAUCGAUCCGAAGGGAACCGAUCGUCCGAUUCUCCUUCUGCGAACUAGCAGCAAAUCUUGUGGCUCAGAAAGCUCCUUGAGAGGUGAAUUUCCUCAUAAAAGCUCCAUCUAUAGCGCUUCCGAUGCGGCAGAUACGCCGCUGCUGCUUUCUCCUUGGGAAUGGUUCCCCGCUGCGCCUCCUCUUUUAGAUAUCGCUGCAUUCGAAUUCGACGUAGAAGCACCGGCAGGAGUCUGCGAUGGAGCAGGAGUAUCAAGAGGAGCAGCAACAGGACCAACGGGAGCAGAGAUCGCAUCCGAACGACUCGACACGUCAGCUUCAGCAGCAGAGCUUAUUUCCUCGACUGCUUCUACUUGGCAUUCGACUGCGGCUCUGCAGCCGUUCCUGCUGUAUGCGGCGGGGGUGGAUGCACAGACCCUUGCUGCAGACAAAGUGUUGCGCUUUGUUUUCGAGCCGUCUCUCGAGACUGCGCCGGCAUGCGAGACACGAACAGCUACAGCGAUUCCAGGAGAGCCACAAGGAGCUUCCUCGCCGACCCUGGUGAUGGGUGUGCUUACAUCCACAGGGGAGACAGCCGCGCUAAUCCGCAGAGUCUACCCCUUUGUGCUGGCGAAGAGAGAGCUAGCUGCUGUCGCUGCUGCUUCUGCUGCUUCUGCUUUGCACUACGACGUGCGGCUUGGCAAGGAUCGACGUUACCUCUUCUUCACCGCAACCAACCGGAGUUGUACCUACACUUGGGUGCAGCGGUGCAAGCUCGUGUAUUUCUUCUUGUGUGGACCGGAGGGUCGUUUUCGCUGCUACGCGCUGCUGCAUCGGGUGCUUGACGCGAUCCUCGAUGCAUUAGCACCAGCAGAAGCGGCUGCUGCGAGUAAGGAUGCUCGUGUGGCCAGUGCCGCAACUGCUGUUGGGAUCUCUACAAUUCGGCUGCAGGAGCCUCACGUGUGUCUCCGCUCGCCACAGUCGCAGAAUCUGACACCCCUGCGGCUGCCGCUGUUGCUGUUGCAUUCGGAGGAGGACAUGAGAGUGCGCGAUGCCGAUGUAAUGCAUCAGUGCAUCGUUGUCUAUGGGCAGCGAUCGGCUGCCCGCAGUGUUCUCCUUGUCAUAAAAACUCCCACUGCAGACGCGGUAGACGUUGCAACGGCUCGGGCAGACGUGGUGCCUUCAGCAGCACAAGCAGCAGCAGCACAAGCAGCAGCAGCACAAGCAGCAGCAGGGGCUGCCGAUGCUGCAGGCAUUGCAGCAAUCGAAGAUGCAGCAGCAGCAGCUGCUGCUGUCAUCGACGCGCCACUGCCUCUUGGAGGGACGGGUUUGCUGACUGCUGCAGCGAAUGCGGACGCGCAUGCGGACUCUGUGCGGAUGCUACUGCAGACGCCGCUGCAUCCCGCGUUGUCUGUACACCUGGAUGUCCCCUCCUGCCGCUUGUCUGUGCACCAGCAGCAACACGUUGUGUUGCUUGGACAGGAACGCCUGCAGCGCAUUCGCGAAGCGUGCGCCAAGCUUGCAGCUGCAGCACGCCCAGAAGACUCUUCUUCGCAAAGCGCAUGCACUGCCGUCCGCAGGCACAAAUGGCAUGUUGAAGGGAUGUCGGGGUGGUUGAAGGAAUCGUGCAACGCGUGGCGACAUCGCCAGAAGGCACGGCUGUGGGCCGUGCAUGCGUUUGCUUCGCGGUUCGCCGUUGAAGUGCUGUAUACGCCGUCUCGGGACGGACUGCUUCACAUCCCCCUGACACUUGUUGCUCGUAGAGAGACUGUUGCAUGCUUUCAGCAGCGGAGGGCACCCCCGUUGUCGUUACGUCUCGCCGGCAACGCCAGUACUGCCACGGGAAGCAGCCUCGCAAGCAACGAAUGCGACGGCCUUCUCGCGCUUCCUUUUACGCCUUCCCUACUGCAUCGACCUUUGCCUGCAGGUUCCGCUGCUCGACCCCUUUUGCUUCAAGUGUAUGGAGCUUACAAGGAGCCGCUGGCUGCUUCCUUUGAUGCUGGUGCUGCCCUGUUGCUGCAAAACGGCUGGAUUCUGGCAUUUGCACACGUCAGAGGCGGGGGGGAAACACCGCUCGAAGGCGAAGCCGAGGGGAGGGGGCACAGGAGAAGGCAGGCAGCUCAGGAUCUUGUAGACAUCCUCUCCUUUUUGCAAGGUUCAGGUGUGAGUCAUCCUAAGGCGACAGCCGUAAAGGCUACAUCGGCAGGGGCUGUUGCCGCUGCUGCGCUGCUCCUCGCGGGUAGAAGAUGCGCGGCACUGUCUUCCUCACAGCAGCUUUCUACCCAGCAGAAGCACCGGCCGUGGAUGGAAAGAGAAGCUAUGGUGCGUUGCCUGCUCCUAGAAAACGGAUUCAUCGACGUGUUGUCAGCGAUGGAAGAUCCUCUGCUGCCUCUCACGCAACUCGAGGCUGAGGAGUGGGGCACCCUCGAGAAUCAGAGCAGCAGCACCUCUGCAGCAGCAUGGAGAGAUGCCGCAACGGCGGGAGGCGUAGGAAAAACGACGACGAGAAGCAUCACGUGGGAAGAAGAGCAUGACACUUGCAGCGAAGCUACAGACCCUUGGCGUGUAUGGUCAGCUGUGGCGAAGGAAGAAGCUGCUGACGCGCGCUGCAGCAUUGCCGCCUAUUGUUGCUAUGAAACUUUGCAGAAACUGCACCCGCAAGUCGGCGAAACAGCGGCGCUACCAUCUCCCUUCCCGUCGGUGCUGCUGACAACAUCCCUCACAGAUUCGCGAACGCCUCCUUGGCACGCCGCUAAACUCGCAGCUCACCUCAAUCGCCUCCAGCAACAAACGCCACAGGCUCGAGGGCAGCAGCCCGCAGGCGCAGCAGACGUGCAUUUGCGGUGUCUCGUCAGCGGAUCUGGUCACUACGGGCACAUGGACGGGCAGAAACACACGAACAAAGUUGCUGAAGAUAUCUGCUUCCUACUCUCGAGAAUCCCUCACGACUGGUUUCACCACACGCGAGGCUGA
Molecule: messenger RNA, 3996 nt
Organism: Cyclospora cayetanensis
Lineage: Eukaryota; Apicomplexa; Conoidasida; Eucoccidiorida; Eimeriidae
Cellular component (GO): cytoskeleton; Golgi apparatus
Source: RefSeq, a predicted model, not a curated record